Messenger RNA from Callithrix jacchus (white-tufted-ear marmoset), 3309 nucleotides. The record is from RefSeq and is a predicted model, not a curated record. Lineage: Eukaryota; Metazoa; Chordata; Mammalia; Primates; Cebidae.
GAUGUGAUGACGUCAGUCCCUGGUCUGGCUUGGUGUGGCGCGUUGGGCGUGCGCCGCUGCGGUUCGGCGUGUAGGUCCCAGCGGUUCAGCUGAGGUAGGGACUUGGUGUAGGCCGGAAUGUUACAGGCUGUUGGAGUUGUGGAUGAGGAAGAGGAUCCUGCGGAGGAGGAUUGUCCUGAAUUGGUUCCCACUGAGACGAAGCAAAGCGAGGAGGAAAAGUCUGGGCUUGGCGCCAAGAUCCCAGUCACAAUUAUCACCGGGUAUUUAGGUGCUGGGAAGACAACACUUCUGAACUAUAUUUUGACGGAGCAACAUAGUAAAAGAGCGGUCAUUUUAAAUGAAUUUGGGGAAGGAAGUGCGCUGGAGAAAUCCUUAGCUGUCAGCCAAGGUGGAGAGCUCUAUGAAGAGUGGCUGGAACUUAGAAACGGUUGCCUCUGCUGUUCAGUGAAGGACAAUGGCCUGAAAGCUAUUGAGAAUUUGAUGCAGAACGGGAAAUUUGAUUACAUACUGUUAGAGACCACUGGAUUAGCAGAUCCUGGUGCAGUGGCUUCUAUGUUUUGGGUUGAUGCUGAAUUAGGGAGUGAUAUUUAUCUUGAUGGUAUCAUAACUAUUGUGGAUUCAAAAUAUGGAUUAAAACAUUUAACGGAAGAAAAACCUUAUGGCCUUAUCAAUGAAGCUACUAGGCAAGUUGCUUUGGCAGAUAUAAUUCUCAUCAAUAAAACAGACUUGGUUCCGGAAGAAGAUGUAAAGAAGCUAAGAACAACAAUUAGAUCCAUAAAUGGACUAGGACAAAUCUUAGAAACACAAAGAUCAAGAGUUGAUCUUUCUAAUGUGUUAGAUCUUCACGCCUUUGAUAGUCUCUCUGGAAUAAGUUUGCAGAAAAAACUUCAGCAUAUGCCAGGAACACAACCUCACCUUGAUCAGAGUAUUGUUACAGUCACAUUUGAAGUACAAGGAAAUGCAAAGGAAGAACAACUUAAUGUAUUUAUUCAGAAUCUCCUGUGGGAAAAGACUGUGAGAAACAAGGACAAUCACUGCAUGGAGGUCAUAAGGCUAAAGGGUUUGGUGUCAAUCAAAGACAAACCACAACAAGUGGUUGUCCAGGGUGUCCAUGAGCUCUAUGAUCUGGAAGAGACUCCAGUGAACUGGAAGGAUGACACUGAGAGAACAAAUCGAUUGGUCCUCAUUGGCAGGAAUUUAGAUAAGGAUAUCCUUAAACAGCUAUUUAUAGCUACCGUGACAGAAACAGAAAAGCAGUGGACAACACUUUUCAAAGAAGAUCAGGCUUCCAGCCCAGCCCACCCCAGGCCAGGUGAUCGGCAGCCGCAUCCCCUGCGACCGAAGAACCUGCUCCUCCAUGGACUUGCCAAGAGUUGAGCGCCUUCCCUCCACACUGCAGCGCAGCCUCCGGGACUCGGAUGGGAAAAACGGUAAAAUCAAUGUCCUGAGAGAGGAGGUAGAUGAAGACGAGGAGGAAGACGACGAGGAGGAGGCAAGCCAGCAGUUCCUAGAGCAGCAGCCCCAGCCGGGGCUGCAGGUGGCUCGGCGGGGCGGGGGUUCGCUUCCCAGAGAGCGCAACGAGGGCGGCGGCGGCCGGAGCGAGCCCUCGGACUUUGGCACCAAGUUCAGGAUACCGCCGAGGUAUGCGGCGGCCUCUGGAGACGCCCCGCAGCCGGCAAAGCCCCCCUACUCUUACAUCGCGCUGAUCACCAUGGCCAUCCUGCAGAGCCCGCACAAGCGCCUCACGCUCAGCGGCAUCUGCGCCUUCAUCAGCGGCCGCUUUCCCUACUACCGCCGCAAGUUCCCCGCCUGGCAGAACAGCAUCCGCCACAACCUCUCGCUGAACGACUGCUUCGUCAAGAUCCCCCGCGAGCCGGGCCACCCAGGCAAGGGCAACUACUGGAGCCUGGACCCCGCCUCCCAGGACAUGUUCGACAAUGGCAGCUUUCUCCGGCGCAGGAAGCGUUUCAAGCGCCACCAACCGACCUCGAGAGCCCACCACCUACCCCACCCCUUCCCUCUACCAGCUGCUCCUGCCGCCCUGCACAACCCCCACCCGGGCCUUCUGCUUGGGGCCCCUGCCCCGCCGCAGCUUGUCCCGGGGGCCUACUCCACCGCCGCGCCUGGGAGACGCCGGUGCGCUCUGCUGCACCCGCAUCCUCUUCGCCACCUACUGCUCCCGACCCCCGCCUAUGCAGAGGCACCGGGGAAAGUAAAAGGCGCGGACCUGGUGACCCCUGGCACCCUUUCGGCUCUGCAGCCCUCGCUAGGUCCCCAGCCUUGGGAGGAGGGCAAAUGUCCCGCGCCGCGACCAGAAGGUGGAUGCAUCUCUUUCAGCAUUGAGAGUAUUAUGCAAGGGGUCAGGGGAGGCGGUACAGGGGCUGCGCAGAGUUUGUCCCCGACCCCGUGGAGCUACUGCCACCUGCUGCAGCGCCCAUCAUGCCCAUUGCAUCCCCAGACCGCUGCCCCUUUGCUGCACGUUUCCGCCGCCGCCGCUGCUCGGACAGUUUUGCAGCAACAGCAGCAGCAUCAGGAGGAGGAAGUCUGCGCCGACGGCUGCGCUCCCACCAAGGGCGCGGUGCUGGGAGGGAACCUGUCGGCCGCCUCGGCGCUGCUUAGGUAUCAGGCAGUGGCAGAGGGCUCUAGGCUGACUUCGCUGGCUGUCCCUUUGGGCGGAGAAGGGACCUCACCGGCUUUUUGAGUAGCACCCACGCCCAGUUCCCUGGCCAACUCCGCAGGGCGUUCCAAGAGCUAGGUGGGAGGGCGGAGCGACCUGCAGCUGCUCACUCCACCUUGCGCGACCGAGAUUAGGCCUGUGCAUCUGAAUCGCGCUGCAGAGCAAACACAAACUUCUGUUUGCUGCAAAAUGGUUAGAAAGGAACAGCUGGAUUCCAUUCCUCUAAAGACCACCUGAACGUAAACUUCGGAGGGCGUCAAAUCAUCUUUUCUUGCCUUCAGCUGUGGUUUCCACAGCUUUCCCGAUUUGCACAUUUCCUGGGGAACUAUGAAAGUCAGUGGGGUAUUUUGUUCUGGUAUUAAAAGAAAAACAAGCAAGCAAACAAAAAACACAGUCUCCAACGCCAAACAUGUUCCCCCUUCUUCACUUCCUUGGAACUGGAAGUAUUAUUCCUAAGUGCAAAAUGCUUGUGCCCUCUGUGUCUUCCUGAUAGGGAUGUGUAAUGUAAGUGGGUUGUUAAUUUCAGAACAUUGAUAUCUGUGUGACUGACGUGCCAUCUUUCAUGUUAAAAUUAAGGUAUUAAAAUUAAGCCUAGUUAUAUAGACGAAAUAAAAUGCUAAGUCACUACACUA